Molecule: messenger RNA, 729 nt
Organism: Protopolystoma xenopodis
Lineage: Eukaryota; Metazoa; Platyhelminthes; Monogenea; Polystomatidea; Polystomatidae
Source: the annotation of a GenBank genome assembly
AUGAUCGUUGCACCAGCCCAUGAAGCUUCGAUGCAAGAGGCUGAUCCCGUCUCCUGGAUCGACGGCACGGAGACAUUCUUUGAGUUCUACUCCCUCAACACCGUUGCCUGGUACAUGCCACCCUGUCCACGUACACGUCGUUUCUGUAUCGUGCGUGACAACGCCUCCUCCCUGCCGUCUUCUUCUGCCGCCAGCAGUUCGCCUCUCGCGGCAACUGGAGCAACAUUGCCCGGCGGACAGGCAGGCGGUGUUGCCACGAGUACCGACCUCGGAGGCGCUGUCUCGCGAAGCAACGCUGCGUCUGCUGCGUCGGUAAUGGUACUCGAUCUGCCCCCCGCAGUGGCAGAGGCUCCCAACAGAGCCGCCAUCAUCGGCUUGACAGCGCCAGCCUCGACUGGCGUCGGCGUAGAGGUAGAACACGAAUUCAUAGUGCCACAUUCACGUAUCAUCCUUCGCAUUGUCGUCGCCUCAUACAAACAGGCCGCCGCAGCCGCAGGAGUGGAGCAGGCAAGCAGAGCCAAUUGGCGUCGACGACGACGUCAACUGCGUCGUCUACGUCGGUCCGACAGACAAGCGGAGCGUGUCUGGGACGUGAGGAGUAUGCUGCCCAGUUUCACGAUUGCCAUCACGGUGCUGACGAAGAAUACACAAGGUGCGUUGCUACCCAAUUCACCUUGGAGACGAUACAGUAUCAUCAGGCUAGCUGGAAAUAGGUGGUUUAGGAGAUAA